AUGGCUUCGUCUAAGUUUCUUCCUCACGAGGGCAAGCAUCGCAAAAUUCGAGUCGCCAUCAUUGGCGCAGGAAUCUCUGGACUUGCCGUCGCCAACGGCUUGCUGAAGGACCCAGCUGGGAGAUUUAAUGUCCAGGUCUUCGAACGCGACACAAUUGCAUUCAACUCAGAGCGUGGCGGGUAUCAGCUUCGCAUCAGCGCCAAUGGCCUUAACGCUCUGAAGACAGUCUCCGACCUUGAGCUCUGGUCAUCGAUCCGCGAGGUUUGGGCCGGUGAUCAGGCGGAAGCGCCCAUCAUUGUUGAUCCGGAUACUUUCGCGGUUCGUCUGCGCCUCGGCGAUCUCAAGUUGUAUCCCAAGAGUCAAGCCAUACCUAGAAAGGGACUGCGUGGUGCUCUUCUACAGCCAUUACUAGUCCAAGGGCGGGUUCACUUUGACCACACCUUCGCACGCUUUGAGCUGAUGCCGGGUGAGCGAUGCGGCGUGCAGCUUCACUUCGAUGGCCAGGCUUCACAGGAGGCCGACAUUCUUAUCGCAUCAGACGGCAGCAACAGCCAGGUCAACCGACAGGUUGGCCUUAACAACAAGAUCAAGCUAGACAGCAUGACUUUGAUCCAGUCUCGCGGCAUCAUUUCACGAUCUGUACGAGAUGAGCUGCCCGAGUCGCUCGUCGAAUCUGGCUCGGUAAUGUUCCUGGGCGGCAAAGAUGUUGCUGGAUUUGCAUCCGUCUAUGACCCCCAGAAGGACCUAAGUACCAGCGGCACAGAGUCAUACACCUUGUUCUGGUCGGUCGGUAUACCGAGAGCCCGGGGAGACGAUCUGAUAGCGAAGGCCGGCUCGAACCCUCAGAAGAUCAUUCCUCACCUUAUAGAUUACUUCCGAAACGACCUUGGCUAUGGCAAACCUUUAGAACUCAUCAUGCGAUCAGCGACUGAGGCUGUCCGGACAGGCCUUGUGACCAGCUCCGUCAAGCCGAAGACGGAUUGGCGAAACGGUAUUGACAAGAAUUCGCGAGUGGUUCUCCUCGGCGACGCCGUGCACCCCAUGACGCCUGGCCGAGGCAUGGGUGCAAACCAGGCGCUGACUGACGCCGCCAAUCUUGUCGAACUUUUCCACCAAGCAACAUUUGAGCAGGACGUGCCGUCUGAUGGGGAACUUGCCGCUUUAGCGCGCACAUUCGACGCAGAGAUGUACACGCGCGCGUUCAAGAUGGUGAAGGCCAGUGAGACCGUAACUUUGCUGGAUUUGACGACGUUAUCGGGCAAGGUGAUGAUUACUUUUGUCGGGAUGGCUAUGACCGCGAUGGGAUGGUUUGUUUCUGCCUUAGAGACUAUCGGUUUGAAAGCCGAAGUGAAGGUAGACUAUGUAUCGCAUGAGAAGUAG
Molecule: messenger RNA, 1380 nt
Organism: Colletotrichum acutatum
Lineage: Eukaryota; Fungi; Ascomycota; Sordariomycetes; Glomerellales; Glomerellaceae
Exons: 1
Coding region: 1-1380 (459 amino acids)
Molecular function (GO): FAD binding
Source: RefSeq, a predicted model, not a curated record